Onychostoma macrolepis is the source of this 2858-nucleotide messenger RNA. It is a transcript of the gene slc26a6l1, whose product is annotated as solute carrier family 26 member 6, like. Gene Ontology annotation, biological process: transmembrane transport. Lineage: Eukaryota; Metazoa; Chordata; Actinopteri; Cypriniformes; Cyprinidae. Gene Ontology annotation, molecular function: chloride transmembrane transporter activity; oxalate transmembrane transporter activity; secondary active sulfate transmembrane transporter activity. The record is from RefSeq and is a predicted model, not a curated record. The transcript is spliced from 19 exons. Gene Ontology annotation, cellular component: membrane. The coding region runs from base 1 to 2427 and encodes 808 amino acids.
AUGGACUCAGGACAUACAGAGUAUCAUGUACAGAGAGAGAUUAUAGAUGAACAGAGGCUGAAAGAGCGAUCUCAGAGAAUGGACCCUUCUCAGAUCAACCUUCCCAUCGCUCAUCAGCUGAAGAAAUCACUCAGCUGUUCUACAACCAGACUGAAACGUAGCAUAGUUGGUUUCUUGCCUGUUCUGUCCUGGUUACCCCGUUACUCCAUCUGGGAUUAUGGCAUGCCAGACCUUAUCUCUGGCAUCAGUGUGGGCAUCAUGCACCUUCCACAAGGAAUGGCAUAUGCUUUGCUGGCCUCGUUGCCUCCAGUAUUUGGACUCUACACAUCCCUCUAUCCUCCAUUAAUUUAUUUUAUUUUUGGGACCUCCAGACACAUAUCUGUAGGCACAUUUACCAUCCUCAGUAUUAUGAUUGGCAGUGUGACAGAGAGACUGGCCCCUGAUUCAAAUUUCCUUAUUCACAAUUGCACUAAUGUGACUGAGAAGGUGGAUAUCGUAUCUAGAGACUUCUACAGAGUGCAGGUUGCUGCUGCUGCCACUGUACUGGGAGGACUUAUUCAGUUUGUAUUAGGGUUGGUGCAGUUUGGGUUUGUUGGUACGUAUCUCUCAGAGCCUUUGGUCAGAGGUUAUACCACAGCUGCCUCUACUCAUGCUGUAGUAGCCCAGUUAAAGUACAUCCUCGGAGUCUCACCUAAGCGCUUCAGUGGACCGCUGUCUAUUGUCUAUACUUUAGCAGACUUGUUUAUGCUGUUGCCAGAGACUCAUCUCCCAACUCUGCUGGCCAGUGUUGUGUCCAUUGUGGUUCUCAUCACUGCCAAAGAGCUUAACACUGCGCUCAGGCAAAAACUGCUGGUGCCUAUUCCGGUGGAGCUCUGCACUAUUGUAAUGGCGACAGUAAUAUCAUUCUACACUCGUCUGAAUGAAACCUAUAAGAUAUCAGUUGUUGGUGAGAUCCCAAGUGGACUUCAGCCUCCCAGCAUUCCAAACGCCAGUGUCUUUUCUGAGGUGGUGUUGGAUGCUUUUGCCAUGGCCAUUGUUGGUUAUGCAAUUUCUAUUUCUUUGGGCAAAACCUUCGCUCUCAAACAUGGUUACAAAGUAGACAGCAACCAAGAGCUGGUGGCUUUGGGUCUCAGUAAUACAGUUGGAGGUUUUUUCCAGUGUUUUUCAGUUUGUGCUUCAAUGUCUCGCAGUCUCAUACAGGAAAGUACAGGAGGCAAGACACAGAUCGCAGGAGUAGUGUCUGUUGUAAUAGUACUGGUGACGGUACUAAAGUUAGGCUCCCUUUUUCAAGAGCUGCCCAAGGCAGUUCUUGCUGCUAUUGUAUUUGUGAAUUUGAAGGGAAUGUUCAAGCAGUACUACGACAUAGUCACACUGUGGCGUAGUAGUAAGAUUGAUCUGUUGAUCUGGUCGGUGACAUAUGUGUCCACUGUGCUCUUUAAUUUGGAUAUGGGUCUUGGUGCCUCCAUGGGUUUUGCUCUGCUGACUGUUAUCUUCAGAACUCAGCGGCCCAGUUACUCACUGCUGGGACACCUCCCUGGCACUGAGCUGUAUCUAGAUAUGGAGACACAUAAGGAGGUAAGGGAGGUACCAGGUAUCACCAUAUUUCGCUCUUCUGCCACCAUGUACUUCGCUAAUGCUGAACUUUAUCUUGAGGCCCUUAAAAAAAAGAGUGGACUGGACAUCGGGAAAAUGCUCACCUAUAAGCGCAGACAGGAGGCCAAGCAGAGACGCAGAGAGAGGCGAGCAGAGCGAAGAGCCCGAAGAGAGGCUAAAAGACAGAAAAGAGCUUUCAGGGAAGCCUCUCAGCGAUCCAAAAAAGCUGUAUUUUCAGUGGAAGAGGAAGCAGGGCAGUUGAAGGAAACGAAUGGAGACAUACACAGAGAGGUAGAGCUUAGCUGGAGAGAACGGAAAAACAGUACAGUGUUUGUAAUACCUGAGACAGCAAGGACAUCUGAUGGCCAUCACACCUGGAUGUACCUUAAGGGCACUGACCCUGACACCGCCACCCUGGGGUCAGUGUCAGAUCUACAUGAUGGGGACACCACCACUCUGGACUCCAGCAGCGAGGACACUUUAAGCCGGGACCUAGAGAGGGUUUCUCUGGGAUCCCUGGGGAAGUGGACCUGGGACAUCCAUUCCAUCAUCUUGGAUUUCUCCACUGCUAACUUUAUUGAUACUGUUGCCAUUAAGACAUUAAGAAAUAUAUUCCAUGAUUUUGGCGAGAUUGGCGUGGAUAUCUACUUGGCAGGCUGUCAAGCACUGGUGGUGGAACAGCUUGAACGUGGUGGCUUCUUCUCUGAUGUCAUCACUGAAGGACGUGUCUUUGCUACUGUACACGAUGCAGUUCUGUAUUGUCUCAAGCAUCGGGGAGCUGACAUCGUCCACAGCUAUGAGAAUGCUCUGGAUAUGACUGGGACCCAACUAUGAUAGAAGUCAUCUGAUUUCUUCUUCUACAAGCCCUUUCGAUUUUAUUAAAGCUAUAUAAAAAAACUAAACCUCUUCAUGAAGUUCCAAAUAGAAUUUGGCUCGGGAGUUGACGCUAAUGAAACAUCUGUUACUUCUUUUUUUCUCAUUUGAUUAUAAAACAGGCUUUUAAAUUUAUUUAAUAUGUUUGUGUUGCAUUUUUUUUUUUUUUUAACUGGUGAAGUAUUUUUAUGAAUUAUACAGAUACCAUUUUAUGAGAAUUUGUUUGCAAAAUGUCAAAUGUUAAAAUAGAAAAUGCAAUGUUAGAUUGUUUGUUUGUUUUAAAGAAAACAACCUAGUCUCUGAUUGGUCAGUUUAAUUUAUUUGACAAAGUGAUUCUGUGCAUUUUAACAGCAACAAUCAAUACAACAAAUAAAUAAAAUAAGUUAACCUCA